AUGUUCAAAGAUGCUCAUGCCUUCAUCUCUAAGUGUGAGGCUUGUCAAAAGGCAGGGAACAUCACGGCUAGGAACGAGAUGCCUCAGAAUCCUAUCUUGGAAGUUGAAGUGUUUGACGUAUGGGGAAUAGAUUUUGUUGGUCCUUUCAACCCGACAUCUCACGGCAAUGCUUACAUUCUAGUGGCCGUUGAUUAUGUCUCAAAGUGGGUGGAAGCCAUAGCCGCACCAACAAACGAUGCCAAGGUGUUUGAAAAUCUCUUGAAAAAGUAUGGGGUGAAGCACAAGAUAGCCACACCAUACCACCCUCAAACCAGUGGUCAAGUAGAGGUUUCUAACAAGCAAAUCAAAGCCAUACUCCACAAGACAGUGAACUCAUCAAGGAAGGAUUGGUCAGAGAAGUUGGAUGAUGCUUUAUGGGCUUACAGAACUGCUUACAAGACACCAAUUGGAAGGUCUCCAUACUCUUUGAUCUAUGGGAAUCUUGUCAUUUACCUCUUGAGCUGGAAUAUAGAGCUAGAUGGGCAAUUAAGUUCCUAA
Microthlaspi erraticum is the source of this 537-nucleotide messenger RNA. Lineage: Eukaryota; Viridiplantae; Streptophyta; Magnoliopsida; Brassicales; Brassicaceae. The record is from the annotation of a GenBank genome assembly.